AUGGACAAGAAAGAUGCCUCGGCGCCAGGCAAAGGCUGCAGCACUUGCACCAAGCGGCGCAUACGUUGUGACGGUAGCCGCCCAACCUGCUUAAAGUGCGAGAAAAAAGGUCUUGCAUGUCCCGGCUACGGCCCGCGACUGCGAUGGGCCGAUGGGGUGGCAGUUCGAGGAAAACUUAAAGGCCGCCGGGUCCCGGUAGCUCAGCAAACGCCGGCGAAACAGGACCGCACCAGAUCAACUGCCGAACAUCCAGAUCAAAUGCAGUUGAUACCUAUCCCGGCACCUGAUAUGCUUCAUAUGACGCUAGCCAGUUCAAUGCCCCAAUUAAUCGAGUACUAUGACAAGAACUUGGCAGGCCUGAUGGUCUGGGUCGACUCUGCAGAAAACGACUACCGGCGGAUAGUGCUGCCUAGAGCGAUGAACACCCCUGGCCUCAGGCUUGCUGUGGCCGCAUUUGCCUCGCAUCACGGGUCAUCUCGCUUCCAGCAUGCAAUGGAAGUGUUCCCUGAAGCGGCUCGCGAUGCCUGCCUCGGCAUGAUACAUACCCGGGUGCAGGACAUGACGAGCAGGCUGACAGAAGGAGCUGAACUUGACAGUCAAACAGACAUUGUGGACGCAGAAUGGAUGCUGGCAUGCAUUCUCAUGAUAGCCUGCUACGAAAUGUCCAACUCCCAGUCGUCCGCAGCCGAAGGACAUAGGCUAGCCGCAAGGACCCUGGUCAACGUGUUUGGGAGCAAAACGGGCUUAAACAACGGGCUCUUUGCGUUUCUUCGGAAUCAGCUUGCUAUUUACGAUGUUCUGGUAUCAACCACUUCCUUCAAUAUUGAGGACAUCAGAUACACUGUGAUGCCCACGCCUGGUUCCAAGAACGUUUUAUUCGCCGACUAUCUUACCUAUCUACACCGAGUAACACUCGCCUCACGAUAUCCGUUGCCAUUACCAGAAGAAAUACACGCCCUUCUUACCGAUGCUGACUUUGCACCUGAUUCAAUCCGGUCAAAAUUCACGCAAGCUCGGGGCGCCACUCUGCUUGCAGCCGGACGACUGGGCAUCGAGAAAGCGGCAAUGCGCCAAGAUUUUACUCGCCUGGUGGAUGUCUACCAUUAUGCUGCUGUUUUGUAUUCCUAUCGCUGCCUCGGCUACACUACCGCCGACAACCCGGACUGGCAAGCAACAGUGACCAAGCUAUUCGAGCAGCUUGUUUGCUUCCAGCAGCCCAGUAUCUGUAUACAAAACCUCCCAUGGCCUGUUUUUGUUGCCGGAACGGAAUGUUGGGGCAAUGUGCAACGCCAACAAACAGUGCGCGAACUCCUUGGGAACAUUCUUGCAGCCACUAGUUUCCGUCAUUACGAAGGUGUACUGAGCUUUUUGAACACAUUUUGGUCCGGAGACCAGCCAGACUGGAGACCACUUGCCCAGGUACUGCAAACGAAAGGGUUCAGAAUUUUGGUGGUAUGA
Messenger RNA from Akanthomyces muscarius, 1458 nucleotides. RefSeq lists its product as uncharacterized. Lineage: Eukaryota; Fungi; Ascomycota; Sordariomycetes; Hypocreales; Cordycipitaceae. The transcript has 2 exons. Gene Ontology annotation, cellular component: nucleus. Gene Ontology annotation, biological process: positive regulation of transcription by RNA polymerase II. Bases 1 to 1458 code for a protein of 485 amino acids. The record is from RefSeq and is a predicted model, not a curated record. Gene Ontology annotation, molecular function: DNA-binding transcription factor activity, RNA polymerase II-specific; zinc ion binding; transcription cis-regulatory region binding.